UGUUGGAGCGAGCUCACCCAGUGCCCGGGACUGCAUUGGGAUGGCAUUCCUAAACACAGCCGGUUCUGAGAGCCCUUGGAGCUGGUGGGGUCAGUUAAGCACUUGCCAAGUGCAGUCUCCCCUGUCCCGAGACAGAUCCAGCGAUCUCCUCUGCCGUGGGUGGUGUAUUCCCCCAGCCUCUUUGCAGUUUCUUUCGUGCUGUGGCCUUUUUAAUCGUCACGAUCUUUCUUUUCCUUUCCGGGAGAAACUUCAAGCUACUGUCCUAGGGGAAUGGGAAGGGAACCUGCGCCAGCUCUCUACAAAGAACUGUGUCUCAGAAUGACCCCAGGAGCCAGAGGUGGAAUUUUCCUGGGUUCUGUUGCUGCAGCAGGGAUGAUAGCUGGAUUUGUUACAACAUUAUCACUGGCUAAAAAGAAAAGCCCUGAAUGGUUCAAUAAGGGCAGUGUGGCCACAGCUGCCUUACCGGAGAGUGGGUCUUCUCUUGCCUUGCGAGCUCUGGGCUGGGGCUCACUUUGUGCCUGGUGUGGAGUUGGUGUGAUCAGCUUUGCAGUCUGGAAAGCUUUAGGAGUCCACACUGUUUUCUUUACAAAGUUAAUUUUAGUUUCUAUCUCAAAAGUAACUUCCAUGCACAGACAAUCUUCUUAUCACCUGAUGUCAUCUGAAGAGGAUGAAAGACUUUCGAAGUAAAAUGCAAUCAAUAUUUCCAACAAUUCCCAAGAACUCCAAAUCAGCUGUUGAGUGGGAGGAAGCACUGAAAACUAAAUGAGAUGAGCACAGAUGAGUUCCAACGCGAUCACUGCAGAAAGGGUGGCUUCGGAGGCAGCACCACUGAAAAGGGACUGGGCGUGCUUUCUCCCUAGGACCCGUGCAGAUUGUUGAUGGCAUUCAGCCUCCCCCUGAGCAGGCGGACUUCCUCUGCAUCUGUGCCUCAAUUGGGGAGGGGCAGAUUUCCUAAAGUUAAGUAUUUAAAAAUAGUUAUUGGGAUAACUUCCACAGGUGGAGAGACCUCAGAGGGAAGUACUUCUGUUUAUAAGAAGAAGAAAAGAAUAAACCAUGUUUCAUAACUGAAAAAAAAGUGUAUAGUAAAAGUCUAAUAGAAAAUCUUUACAAGUAGAUCCUUAACAGCAGUAAAACCUCAAUGUAUCUAAUUAAGUAAGUUUUAAGAGCCUUUUUUAUCAAUAUACAACUGAGAAUUUGGAAGACUUAUUCCUGUUUGCCAGACUCCAAAGUGCCAAGGUCAGUGGUGAAACCAGUGCAGUGGGAAAUGGUAGGGAUCGUGGUCCUGAGUGCAGUCUGAUUCACAGCAGGUACAUAUGUGCUUGUUAUUUACCUGGUGACUUCACUUGAUGGCCCUAUAAAUUCUUACACUCAGGCCAGAAAGUCAGUAACAGAUUAUGAUAACUUGAAGAGGUACAAUGGGCUGAAAUAAUAAUGAUGAUAAUCAAGGGUGUAAAAGACACUUUUUUGAGAAUUGGUUCUGGAUCCCUGAACACUGAUUAUUUGUAGUUUUUAUUUCAGUUGAUACAGUAAAAGCAGCUCAGUGUCACCUAUCUUAAAUAUUUUAAAUAGAAAGUAACCUGAGUACUGAAUUAAUAUUGUCACCUCCUGUUUAAUUCUUAUAUAACUAAACCUGUACUCCAUGACCUAUUUAUGUCCACAUGCAGCUUUUCUUACUAUAAAAUUUUCAAAGAAGAAAAAUACUUUUAUUAUGUCAAUAUGUUCAGAGAAAUAACUUCUGGUGGAAAAUCAGUUGCGCAGUUUCUUUAGAAUUGGUUAGGCUCUAAUUAGUCAGCAAUCAACCUUAAUAAAGUACAUUUGAAAUUUCUGUUACAAUGAAACCUUUUAGUUCUAAGGAAAAAUUUCAAAUGAAAUGUCAAGUGCAUAAUGUAACAUUUUUCACUAGACCACAUUACCCUGUUAAAAUUGCCAUAUUGUUAAUUAAACAUGUGUAAUCAGUGUCUGGGAUUCACAUGUAACCUGUUAAAAAUCUAAAACAAAAAGGAAAGGAUUGUGAACUUUAUCAGCACAUGUGGGUAGCAAAAAACCCUUCACCUAGCUUUCAUUUUUGACUAGAUCUCUGUGGAGAAAA
Molecule: messenger RNA, 2089 nt
Organism: Cavia porcellus (domestic guinea pig)
Lineage: Eukaryota; Metazoa; Chordata; Mammalia; Rodentia; Caviidae
Gene: Tmem242
Product: transmembrane protein 242
Exons: 5
Coding region: 271-687 (138 amino acids)
Source: RefSeq, a predicted model, not a curated record